Clupea harengus (Atlantic herring) is the source of this 7844-nucleotide messenger RNA. It is a transcript of the gene gli3, whose product is annotated as GLI family zinc finger 3. The transcript has 16 exons. Gene Ontology annotation, molecular function: RNA polymerase II cis-regulatory region sequence-specific DNA binding; DNA-binding transcription factor activity, RNA polymerase II-specific. Gene Ontology annotation, cellular component: nucleus. The record is from RefSeq and is a predicted model, not a curated record. The coding region runs from base 500 to 5518 and encodes 1672 amino acids. Gene Ontology annotation, biological process: regulation of transcription by RNA polymerase II; smoothened signaling pathway. NCBI's taxonomy places the organism in Eukaryota, Metazoa, Chordata, Actinopteri, Clupeiformes, Clupeidae.
AGGAGGGAGAGAAAGGCAGAGAAAGAGUGGGAGAGGGAGGUAGUGUAUUAGCUAUCCGAAGGGAGGAGUCACGCGAAGGAGAGAGAGCAGCUGGAGUUCCAGACUUCAGCUCCCUCGGCUCGAGAAAAGUACACUUAACGCCGCUACGAUAGUCUUUGUCGAGGCAAACACUUCAGGCGUUAUUAUUUUUCCACAAUUGCACCCUGAAGCCAGCAGGUAUGUAGAUAGUGCCAGGAUGUUUAGAUUGGUUUAGACUUUGUUGAGUCCAACCAAGUGUAAAGAAAACGGAGGAAGAGCGAAGAAGGCAGAACUCUGGCACGGCAACUCUGGAGUUUCAACUCAAGCCACAACUUCUGAGCGCCAGACGCACAUCUGCAACAAGCGAGAAAAUACUUCACUUUCGAGGAGAAGAGGAAAGAAAAACUUCACAACUGGAGGGAAAACCAUCUUCGCACACGUGUUCCCGUCUUGAUGUGGUGCUGAGGAAUGCACAGUUGCCAUGGAAACCCAGUCCCAGGCCAGUUCUGCAGCUGAGAAGAAGAAAAGGGUGGAGACCAUCGUGGCGACCAAGAGCGCGUCCGUACGCAGUGACAUCAGCGAGAAGGCUGUCGCCUCCAGCACCACCUCCAACGAAGAUGAGAGUUCUGUGCCGACGUACCACCACCGCGAGCGGCGCAAUGCCCUCAGCGCCCACAACCCUGCGGCGGGCACCGCCUCGGGCAAGCUGAGCGAGGAGCCAUCCACCUCCACGGAGGAGCGCCCCCACCUGGUCAAGAAGGAGCUGCACAGCUCGCUGCCCCACCUGGCUGACCACGCCCUGCCCUACCGUGGGACGCUCUUCGCCAUGGACCCCCGCAACGGUUACUUGGACCACCCUUACGCCCCUCCUCAAUUUUUCCCAGCCUUCCAUCCUCCAGUGCCCAUCGAUGACAGACACACGCAAGGUCGCUAUAUCUACGAGCACUCUCCUGUUCCCCCUCUACACGUGCCUCCUGUGCUGGCGGGCAGCCCGGCGUUCUCCGACAUCUCCCUCAUCCGCAUCUCGCCCCACCGGAACCCGUCAGUGGGGGCCGACUCUCCCUUCAACCCUCCCCACCCCUACAUCAACCCCUACAUGGAGUACAUCCGCUCGCUGCCCGGCAGCCCCUCGCUCUCCAUGAUCUCAGCCGCCAGGGGCCUCAGCCCCGCAGAUGCCCCCCACACAGGCCUGACCACAGCGGAGUACUACCACCAUAUGGCGCUCCUUGCGGGCCACCGUAGCCCGUAUGCUGACAUCAUCCCCUCCGUGGCCUCCACUGCUGGAGCAGGAAGCAACGCGUUGCACAUGGACUACCUGCAAGCUGUUGAGGGCUCUCGUUUCUCCAGUCCGCGGGUCCCCCAGAGGCCCAGGAAGCGUGCCCUGCCCAUCUCCCCGCUCUCUGACCCCGGCUUCGACCUGCAGACCAUGAUCCGCACCUCCCCCAACUCCCUGGUCACCAUCCUCAACAACUCCCGCUCCAGCUCCUCCACCAGCGGCUCCUACGGACACCUCUCUGCCGGGGCCAUCAGUCCUGCGCUGAGCUUCGCCUACCCACCCACCCCAGUGGCGCUGCAGAUGCACCAGCAGCUGAUUGGCCGGCAGCCAGGCCUCGUGAGCUCGGCGUUCGGGCACAGCCCGCCCCUCAUCCACCCCUCGCCCGCCUUCGCCACCCAGCGCCCGGUGCCUGGCAUCCCCUCCGCUGGCUUGGCACCCAGCGAGAGAUCCGUGGCCUCUAGUGAAGCCCAGAGUAAGCCCACCAGCGAGUCUGCGGUGAGCAGCACGGGAGACCCCAUGAUGCACCACAAGCGCUCCAAACUCAAGCCUGACGAGGAGCCGCCCAGCCCAGGGGCAGGUAGCGUCCAGGAGCAGCCGGAUGGAAUGACGCUGGUGAAAGAAGAGGGGGACAAAGACGAGGGCAAGCAGGAGCCGGAGGUGGUGUACGAGACCAACUGCCACUGGGAGGGAUGCUGCCGCGAGUUUGACACCCAGGAACAACUGGUGCAUCACAUUAAUAAUGACCACAUCCACGGGGAGAAGAAGGAGUUUGUUUGCCGCUGGGUGGACUGUUCCCGGGAGCAGAAGCCCUUCAAAGCCCAGUACAUGCUUGUAGUUCACAUGAGACGGCACACUGGAGAGAAGCCUCACAAGUGCACCUUUGAGGGCUGCGCUAAAGCCUACUCCCGCCUGGAGAACCUGAAGACCCACCUGCGCUCACACACUGGAGAGAAGCCAUAUGUGUGUGAGCAUGAGGGUUGCAACAAAGCUUUCUCCAACGCCUCCGACCGUGCCAAACACCAGAACCGCACACACUCCAAUGAGAAACCGUACGUGUGUAAGAUCCCUGGCUGCACUAAGCGCUACACGGACCCCAGCUCGCUACGGAAACACGUGAAGACCGUGCACGGCCCCGAGGCCCACGUCACCAAGAAGCAGCGCGGCGACGCCUACCCCCGGCCUCCACCUCAGCCUCGAGAGCCGGGCAGCAACGGCCAGGGCAGGUCGCCGGGGCAACUGGGGUUUGCAGACCAAAGGGACUACAACCAUGCUACCUCGAAACAGGACGAAUGUCUGCAGGUCAAGUCUAUCAAGUCGGAGAAGCCCAUGACGUCUCAGCCAAGCCCUGGCGGUCAGUCUGCAUGCGGCGGUGAGCAGUCCCCCGGCGGCGGCCCUCCCGGCCGUGGAGUCCAGCUUGUUGUGAGCGCCGUGCGGCUGCAGGGGGAGGGGGAGCGUGCCCGGGGGGACGAGGAAGACGAGGAGGAGGAGGAGGGGGACCAGAACCAGGCCCUCAUCAUGGACGCCACGGUGUCCACGGCAACGCUGGCACUGCAGGCUCGGCGCAGCGUGGGCCGGCCGCUCCGCUGGAUGGAGCAGGUGAAGAUGGAGCGGCUCCGGCAGGUGAACGCCGCCCCGGCCGGCCUGGCGCACCUAUCCCCCAUGCCCCCAGUCAAAGGCCACAGCCUGCCCACCAUCCUGGGGAAGGGUUCGUGCCUGGGCCACGGUGAUUACCGAGGGGUCACUCUACCCCAGCCUGCCAUCUGUCCCGAGACGUGCGGGACGGAGCUGACGGUGCUCAGCCUGCUGGGCAAGGGGCGGCGGGACAGCAACGAGAGCGCGGCCAGCACGGGCUACCUGACCUGCAGCCGCCGCUCCUCCGGCAUCUCGCCCUGCUUCUCCAGCCGCCGCUCCAGCCAGGCCUCGCAGUCGGAGGUGAACACCCACCGCUGCCGCCACAACCUGAGCUCCACCGACUCCUACGACCCCAUCUCCACCGACGCCUCGCGCCGCUCCAGUGAGGCCAGCCAUCACGGCGGCGGGAGUAGCAUGGGCGGAGGAGCCAUGCCUGGGGUCGGAUGGGGUGUCGGAGGAGGAGGAGGAGGAGACGGGGGCGGGGGAGGUCACAGGGGUUCGGGAGGAGGUGGUGGGUCCAGAGGAGGAGGUGUUCUGAGCCUCACGCCGGCGCAGCACUACCACCUAAAGGCCAAGUAUGCCGCCGCCACGGGUGGACCUCCCCCGACGCCACUGCCCAACAUGGAGCCCGCGAGCCUGCGCUCCCGCAUGCCUCUGAUGGGAGACGCACAGGAUGGGAGCAACCCUCCACUGCCCCCGCUGGUCAGACCGCGCCGCUGCAGCGAUGGAAGUGCCAAUGGUUACAGCACGCAUAAUAGCUACCGCCACAGGGGGCUCUACCCAGGGGAGGGCAUGCUGAGCACCAACAGACGAGCCAGCGACCCCGUACGGACUGUGCACACGCAGGACCCCGACGGCGGCCUGCAUCAGAUGCUGCACUUCAGCAGCCUCAACAACAUGCACCCCUUACCGCCCCUCUCCAACCAGCACAUCCACCAGGGAGAGGCCAGACACGUGAGUCUGCACCACCACCACCACACUCGCUCCGAAGGGAACCUGCAGCGCAGCCUGCACUCCCCGUGUCCCCCCAGAAUAGAGGAGCAUUCGGCGCUGGAGGACCUGGCCAUGGAGGACGACGGAGGCCUGCUGCUGGGAUAUGAAGACAUGCUACCCGAUGACCUAUUGCAGUACAUUCGCUCCCAGGAGCAAGAGGCUUUGUAUCGGCAGUCGCAGAACCACAACGGGGACCUCCACCUUCCUCAUAAUAAUGGCACCGGGGGUGACGUAGACCUUCUCCAGGUGAACCCAGCGGGUCAGCAGCAGCAGCAGGCCGCAGAAGGAGAGGGCAUCGGCGGCGACGAGCAGCCCAUCCAGUGGAAUGAGGUGAGCUCAGGGAGCGCACACCUGUCCCCCGCCAGGCAGCAGCCGGCCCAGCAGCCCUGCGGAAGGUGGUCGGAGCGCGGCGUGGUGGCCGGCCGGAGUCCGUUUGGCCAGUUUGGCAACAUGGUGGUGCAGCAGCAGCAGCAGUCUCAGCUCCCUGCUGAUCUCUUCGCUCAGCCCCGAGGGGGUGACACGGGGUCGGCGAAUCCCAUCAACAGCUACAGGUAUCCAAUCUGUAGUCUGAGUUCCUCCCGCAGGUCCUCCGCGUCCAGGCUCCCUCAGCUCCAGGCAUGCCAGUUGAACGCCGGCGUCAAGUCCGAGUCAUCAAACGCGUCCUGUCUAGAGAGCCGGAGGAACAGCUCGAGCACGCAGGUCUUCGGAAGAGCGCCUGACUUCUCCCAGAUUUCCCUUGGUCCAAUCCGGCAGAGCUGUGGACAGCAGCAGCAGCAACAGCAGCACUUCCAGCCCAGUCAGCCCGCGGCACAGCUGAUCGGGAACAACCUGCUUCUCCAGAGGUCCUCUCAGGAUGGCCUCUCUCACGGGUCACUGCUGCGUCCACACCCACCCGCGAGUCUCCAACCAAACGGCAGCAGCUGUAGAAGCUCCACCAGACCCCAGCAGCACCUGACCGGUGGUAAUCACGUCGGCUCCUGCCAGCAGCAGCCGCAGCACAGCUCCAGAAAUGGCAGCACGGCACACUGCUCACUGGCUGGACACAUCUCCGGACUGAAGAUAGAAGCUCAGGACCAGGCCAGCUCCUGCUCUUCACUGCAGCAGCAGCAGCAGCAGCAACGACAAGCAGGCUUCUUCCAGCCAGGGUUUGGAGACUGUAGAGAGGCCUUUGACCCGUCUGAGGCCAAGCCGCUGUCCUUGCCCAGCACAGAGGAACGGGAGCGGUGCCUGAUAGAGACCCAAGCAUCUCCGCCCGGGGCUCAAUCAGACGCUCCCUCUGCCCCUCUCCUGUCCCCCGGAGCGGACCAGGUGACCAGCACGGUGGACGGUAGCCCCAGCUGCGAGGUCCUUGACAACGUGGGCCUGGACUUCACCCCCAUCCUGGAGGACAACUUCGACCAAGGCAGCCUGGUGUCGGACGUCAUCAGUGCCAGCGUGUUCCAGGGCAUGUCGCGGACCUCCUCUCGCCUCACCACCCCUCGUGCCUCAGCCGCCUUCGCCAGUGUGCCCUCCGGGGUGAACAACAUGGCCAUCGGCGACAUGAGCUCACUCCUCUCCACCCUCGCCCAAGAGAGCCGCUUCCUGGCGAUCAUGCAGUAGCUCUCUCUCUCUCUCCGUCACUCUCUCACUCUCUCGCUCUCUCUCUCUUUCUCUCUCUCCCUCCCCCCUAAGCCCCCUUAUGUGGCCACACGUGGAAGGAAUUGCUUUAAAAGGUGAAAUUAAAAGGGACAUAAUCUUAUAAAAAUAAACAUUUUUAAAAAUAAGAAUAACGCAGAGGAAGAAAGUUGAUGUUUUUUAUUGACUGUUGGUUUAUGAAAGGAUGUUAACACCAAGUGUUGGUCAAGCAGAUGUAAGUUCUGUCUAUUCCACAUAGCAGCAGAGAUAUGCCAAACGUAUAUAAGGAUAUAUAAAUAUAUAUUCCAUUUGUGGAAUGAAGGCUAUUUUUUAAGCCCUUUUAUAAAACUAUCUCUUGAUAAUGAUGAUUGGAGGCCUCGUCUUUCACUCAUCACUUUGAAACAGUAUUCCGUGUGUUGUCUUUAUUUUUAUUUUUAUUUUUUUUCUAUUUGUGUUUCUUUUCGUUUGUUUGUUUACUGUAUCUUUUCCGUUCUUUUUGCUGUACACUGUUGAUAUAAAUGCAUGUUGCUCACAUGGUGAAAUGUACACACUGUCUUUUUAAGUGCGUAGGCUAGCUCAUGUGCCAAUGUAACUUGAGAGAACCAUGACUUGUAGUAUACACAUGGUGCAACCACACUGAAUCCAGAACUUUGACCCCCCCACCCCGACCCCUUCCCACCAUCAGCAGGUCAACACAGGGUCGAAUAUCACAACAUGCAGGCGCUUAGGUCACAUUUUUAUACGGUAUUUACAUUUUUUUUUUUACAUUGUUGUUUUAGUACUUUUUAUGUUUGCGCAAUACGUAAAAGAUUGUGUUUUUAGUGAUUUUACAAGCCUCGCCAAGUGGUGUGCUUGUGUGUGAGUGUGCAUACUUGAGCAAGUGUUCCAGUAACGUAUUGAGUCCAAAUAUGUAGGGCCAUUUUGACGUCAAAGGUACUCUUAGAAGCGUUUUGGUCAAUUGUGUAUUACUUGAUUUAUCACUUUUUUUGUAUGUACUCACCUGUAUAUAUCACUUUUGAUCUUUUCUCACAUUGUAAAAAAAAAAAAAAUCAUGCUUACUAUUUCUGAUAUCAGGACCAUCGUUGUACAUCAUCAGAAAUAUCUUCUAGAGACUUGGGGAGAGUGUGCUCUGUGUUUGACCCACAGGGCAGGGCAGGGCGCAUCAGGAAGAGGAACAGGUGGCAUGACUGCACAUCAACAGACGGCACUGUCACGGCCCAUGUACAAGAUGUCAUGUGAUUCCAGCCAGGAGUGUUAUUGGAUCAUGAUGUUGAUUUCUUUGUCACCAUUUCCUUCAUAUUGGUAGUUUAUGAUUUAGCUGUUGUGACUAGCGACAUGAGACAGAUUUUAGGACUCUCCUGCUCCUGUAACCUCUUUCAUGGUACUAACAUCCCACAGAUUUCUUUGUAGGCCCGAAAAUGUUCAGUUUUGUAUACCACAAUGAGAGAUUUAUUAACAGUAUUAUCAUUGAUCUAUAUCGUUUUUGUGUACAGUCUUCAGCACCAUCCUGUAGCAAAUUACUGUAGGUACUGUCUGCCAGAUUGGCUGUGUUCUUUUACAGUCUGAUAGUCGGAGUCAUUUGUUUUGUAGAUGUGUAACAGUGUGUCAUGAUAUUGUUGUUUUGAAAAUGGUAUGGCCCACCCCCAACGGAGAGGUUUUGAGGGUGGGUGUAAGGUAUGUGCCUUAUCUCAACCUGUUCAAAUUAGAAAACGUACACAAAAAAAACUAAACAAAAAACAGAUCACUGCCACUCUUCCAUAGUGAGUUCUUAUAUAAAAAAUGAUAUACUGUAUGCGUUACGUAUUUUCUUUUUCGCUUUUCAGAGCAAGAGUUAUUUGUUCAAAGAUUUUAGGAAAACAGUGAAUUCUCUGACUCUCUGUGUGUGUGUGUGCGUGUGUGUGUGUGUGUGUGAGUGUGUGUGUGUGUGUGUGUGUCAGGAGAAUAUGACACAUAAGAUCCAUUUUAUUAGAAAAAAGAAAACAUCAACUAAAAACAUUUUAAAAUGUUGUUUAAAAACUUUGAGUUAUCACAUUUCUUGCCUUUUCGAUUUGAUUGUUUUUUUAUACUUGUAAAUAUAUAACCGUUCUGUAGGUUUAGCUCAGACUUGAGGAGGCACCAUGGGCCAAAAAGAGGAAAAAUGAAAAGUGACAACAACAAAAAAAACAAAAAACAGGGAUCCAGGGCCCAGGUCCGUGUUGAGAAUGGCGAGAAAAGAUAGCACAUCCAUAUUGCCAACAGGGCCCUGAUGAUCUUUUCUAACUGACCACAAAUGUUUGUAUGGUUUUAAUAAAAAAGGAAAUUAUAUCUGAAA